AUGCUGGGAAUUGUUGCCAACGGCCAGCUCAUGGUUACUGGGGUUUACGACGUACGUGCGCUGAAGUUUGAAGAGCAGAAUGGGGUCUCGGUGCUUUGCAGACCACCGAUGGAAGCCAAUUCACCAUUCUCGCCGGAGGUUUCGUCAUCUCGGGGAAGUCCGGUCCUCGUCUUCAAGAACCAAAUCGUCAACUCAACACGAGUAAAUUUCGAGCUGGCUACCCCGAUGACCCCUUCUGACAUUCUGCGUUGCAACUCGACCCAGGAUAGUUAUUUAUCUGGUCUGGCGAAGUGGUUCCAGCCAAGGGCAAGCACAUCUAAGGAUAAGAUAACAGAAGUGGCAGAACAAGAUCCUGACCGCUGGUGUACUUGGUCAAGGGGGUCUUAG
Messenger RNA from Laccaria bicolor S238N-H82, 387 nucleotides. RefSeq lists its product as uncharacterized. The transcript has 2 exons. The coding region runs from base 1 to 387 and encodes 128 amino acids. The record is from RefSeq and is a predicted model, not a curated record. NCBI's taxonomy places the organism in Eukaryota, Fungi, Basidiomycota, Agaricomycetes, Agaricales, Hydnangiaceae.